Messenger RNA from Sordaria macrospora k-hell, 1164 nucleotides. RefSeq lists its product as uncharacterized. The record is from RefSeq and is a predicted model, not a curated record. Gene Ontology annotation, biological process: DNA repair; DNA-templated DNA replication. Gene Ontology annotation, molecular function: DNA clamp loader activity; ATP hydrolysis activity; ATP binding. Gene Ontology annotation, cellular component: nucleus; DNA replication factor C complex. NCBI's taxonomy places the organism in Eukaryota, Fungi, Ascomycota, Sordariomycetes, Sordariales, Sordariaceae.
AUGGCUAGCUUUUUCGACCUCAAGGCCAGGAAGGCGGCUGCUGCGAAUGGCACUUCCAACCCAGAGAAACAGACAAAGGAAACUCCUAGGGCACAACCUUGGGUAGAGAAAUACCGCCCAAAGACCCUUAGCGAUGUCACAGCCCAAGACCACACUAUUACCGUUCUCCAAAGGACAUUACAAGCUACCAACCUCCCACACAUGCUCUUCUACGGCCCUCCAGGAACGGGCAAGACCUCGACCAUCCUCGCCCUCGCCAAGGAGCUCUAUGGCCCCGAACUCAUCAAGUCCCGCGUUCUUGAGCUCAACGCCUCCGACGAGCGCGGCAUCUCCAUUGUCCGCGAAAAAGUCAAAGACUUUGCCCGUAUGCAGCUCACCAACCCCUCGGCGGCCUACAAGGCGCGCUACCCAUGCCCGCCCUUCAAGAUUAUCAUCCUCGACGAGGCCGACAGCAUGACGCAAGACGCCCAGAGCGCGCUGCGCCGCACCAUGGAGACAUACUCGAAGAUCACGCGGUUCUGCCUCAUUUGCAACUACGUCACCCGCAUCAUUGAUCCGUUGGCGAGUCGUUGCAGCAAGUUCCGGUUCAAGAGUCUCGACCAGGGGAACGCCAAGAAGAGGCUGGAGGAGAUUGCGCAGCUCGAGGGAGUCGGGUUAGAAGAGGGUGCCGUAGAUGCGCUGAUCAAGUGCAGCGAGGGCGAUUUGAGAAAGGCGAUCACGUACUUGCAGAGUGCGGCGAGGUUAGUCGGUGCCGUUGCAGCUACAGCUAAAGACGGGGAACAAAAAGAGGGAGAAGGGGGCGAUGAGAUGGAGGUGGACGCCAAGCUGGUCACCGUCAAGGUCGUGGAGGAUAUUGCCGGUGUCAUCCCUGACGAUACCAUCCAGAGGCUACUCAAGGCGAUGCGGCCCCGUGCUGGGGCGGAUACGUACCGGGCGGUCGCCAAGGUGGUCGAGGAGAUGGUGGCGGAUGGGUGGAGUGCUGGACAGACCAUGACGCAGCUCUACCAAGCGGUGGUCUACGACGAGAUGAUUCCAGACGUACAGAAGAAUAAGAUCGUCAUGGUGUUCUCGGAGGUGGAUAAGAGGUUGGUGGACGGUGCAGACGAACACUUAUCUAUACUGGACCUCUCGCUACGGAUAUCGGGCAUCCUGGCUGGCAGGUAA